Penicillium malachiteum is the source of this 669-nucleotide messenger RNA. Its product is annotated as PaaI family thioesterase. The record is from RefSeq and is a predicted model, not a curated record. The transcript has a single exon. The coding region runs from base 1 to 669 and encodes 222 amino acids. NCBI's taxonomy places the organism in Eukaryota, Fungi, Ascomycota, Eurotiomycetes, Eurotiales, Aspergillaceae.
AUGACGACCAUUAUCUCAGCACCCAAAACCAAGCUCUUCAAGCUUCUGUGGGCAUCAGAAGAAUCUUCCAAUGACGUUGAACAAUUCAUUGAGUUCCACGAGCUCACCUUGUCUCUACGAAGAGAUCCCCAUUAUGUCGAGAAAAGACCUCAUCUCUCCAUACCGGAGCGUAUGCGGGCCCAAAAUAUUCUGACUGGACCCCUAUCCGGACCCCAGAGGAUCACUGUGGCUCCUUACGUCUUCGAAAAUACCGGCAAAAGCAUGGUCAUGAUCAUCCAUCUCGGAAAUGAGCUAUCCAGCCAUAGUGGUAUGGUUCACGGUGGUCUUCUCGCAACCUUAUUGGAUGAAACUCUCGUCCGGUGCAGCGGUACUGCAUUUGAGAAAAAGGUUGCGGUGACAGCCAAUCUAAACAUUGAUUUUCGCAAUCCUGCGAUGGUGAACUCAUAUUUUGUCUUGACGGCAGAAGUGAGCCAGUUACAGGGACGAAAGGCAUGGUUGAAUGGUCGAAUUGAAACUUUGCCAAGUCAAGGAGAUGACUAUACUCUUAUUGCAGAGGCAAAGGCUCUCUUUAUUGAGCCUCGAAAUGCUGAUGUGAGUUCAAGUUCAGGUCCCCCUCCGUGGAUGCCAGUGAUAUAUAUGACACUAGCAGUUAACAUUGAACUUUUAUAG